AUGAUACCCCCUUGCGACCCCUCCAUUCUCGAUAAUCACCCCCAAUUUAAGCGACUCUACGAGAAUCUCACUACAAAAUUAUUGACUCCCGAUGGAUCAACGCGCGCGCACAAUGUCGACCCGAUCCGGGAAGCUGUCGCGGAGGACCUGAAACAAUGUCAAAUCCGGAGUACAAAGAGGCGGAUCAAGGAGCGGACGCUCAAGCAGCUGGCGUUUGCAUCAGACAGCAGUCUCCCGAACGAGUGCCACGAUAACUUGGCUAUAAUAUCCCUUUACCUCGAGACACCAUGCAGCGCAAUCGACCCAAAAAGUCCCCAAGACACCGAGGAACCAACCAAGGACAAUGCGGUCUCUCUCCUGGCCCCGGAGAUCGAAACAUUCUACUCGCACAUCCCAUCCCUGAUCCACCCCUUCUCAGACAUCCUCUCUGGCGCAAUCCACGAGCUCCGAAGCCUAUCAACAACAAAUGCUGAGAAUAGCUCAGACACCGAAGCCUUGCAUGAAACGCCACAAAAUAUCUCCGCCCAUCGCCGCUCGUCGUCGAACCAUUAUGCUCGUGCACGCGCCAGAGACCGACGGGUCCGCACCUCCAUGGCGCCUGUCCCGCCCCUCGCGUCGCAGCUAGCAGAUCGGGUCCGAAAUCUCCGACAGGUCCAAAUUGUAGAUCUGCCAGUUGCGCGCCGGCAACUGGCUGCAACCGCGGCUGAAUUGCUGGCAGUACAAACGCAGGUGCUAGAGCGAGUAGUUGUGCUUCUUGAGCGGGUGAAAUACGGAGUCUUCGCGCGAGCGACGAAGGCAAAGGCGGAGCAUUUGGCCACUGUUGCGCAAGGGGUCGAAGGGAAGUUAGAAGUAAGCAAGCUCGAGAUUGCAGCAACUCUAUAUACUCCCGAGACAUUGGCUGCGCUCAGCCGUUACCAGCAACAUAUUAGGGAAACCAAGGACCGCCUAGAGGAACGACGAGAAUUAGCUAUCGAGGAAUUGUCGCGGUACGGAGAUGUAGAAGUCUCCGAAGGAUUCCAGCUCGAAGCGGAUCGGAAGCCAUAA
Molecule: messenger RNA, 1044 nt
Organism: Penicillium maclennaniae
Lineage: Eukaryota; Fungi; Ascomycota; Eurotiomycetes; Eurotiales; Aspergillaceae
Exons: 4
Coding region: 1-1044 (347 amino acids)
Source: RefSeq, a predicted model, not a curated record